Molecule: messenger RNA, 1431 nt
Organism: Microthlaspi erraticum
Lineage: Eukaryota; Viridiplantae; Streptophyta; Magnoliopsida; Brassicales; Brassicaceae
Source: the annotation of a GenBank genome assembly
AUGACAGACAAUAACAACAAUGAGCAUCCUUAUGAUGCUGUUCCAUCUACUAAACCAGCAGCAACAACCAAUCCGAUAAAGAAAGUUUCAAUGUUACCACUCGUUUUCCUCAUAUUCUACGAAGUCUCAGGAGGUCCUUUCGGUGCUGAAGGUAGUGUGAAAGCAGCAGGACCACUCUUAGCUCUCUUAGGCUUCAUAAUCUUCCCUUUCAUCUGGUGUAUCCCUGAGGCACUAAUCACCGCAGAGAUGAGCACAAUGUUCCCAACAAACGGAGGUUUCGUCGUUUGGGUCUCCUCCGCUCUAGGACCCUUCUGGGGUUUCCAAGUCGGCUGGAUGAAAUGGCUCUGCGGAGUCAUCGACAACGCGCUCUACCCCGUCCUCUUCCUCGACUACUUGAAAUCCGCAAUCCCGGCUUUAUCCAACGGGCUUCCAAGAGUCGCGUCGAUCUUGAUCUUGACGCUACUGCUUACUUACUUGAACUACAGAGGACUCACCAUCGUUGGUUACACCGCGGUGCUUAUGGGAGUGUUCUCGAUGCUUCCUUUCGCGGUGAUGAGUCUUGUCUCGAUCCCGAAGCUCGAGCCUUGGAGAUGGUUUGAGAUCGGUGAAGAGAGUGUGAACUGGAAUUUGUAUUUAAACACUCUGUUCUGGAACUUGAACUACUGGGACUCGGUUAGUACGCUUGCUGGUGAAGUAGCGAACCCUAGCGAGACGCUUCCAAAGGCGUUGUGUUACGGUGUGAUCUUCGUCGCUCUAUCGAACUUUCUCCCGCUUCUGGCGGGAACCGGGGCUGUACCGGUGAACCGGGAGGUUUGGACGGACGGUUACUUGGCGGAAGUUGCGGGGAUCAUCGGUGGAGGUUGGUUGAGAGUGUGGGUGCAGGUGGCUGCAGCGACGUCGAACAUGGGGAUGUUUUUAGCUGAGAUGAGUAGUGAUUCGUUUCAGCUUCUCGGCAUGGCGGAGAUCGGAAUGCUUCCGGAGUUUUUCGCGAGGAGGUCUAUUCACGGGACGCCGUUGGUCGGGAUUCUGUUUUCGGCUUCUGGUGUUUUGCUUUUGUCUGGGUUGAGCUUUCAGGAGAUUGUGGCGGCUGAGAAUUUGUUGUACUGUGGUGGGAUGGUUUUGGAGUUUUUAGGGUUUGUUGUGAUGAGGAUGAAGUGUCCUGAUAAGUCGAGACCGUAUAAGAUACCUGUUGGGAAUGUUGGUUCGGUUUUGGUUUGUGUUCCUCCGGUUGUGUUGAUCUGUUUCGUUGUUGCUCUGUCUACUGUGAAAGUGGGGUUGGUGAGUUUUGUGAUGGUGGUUGUUGGUUUCUUGAUGAAGCCUUUUUUGGAUUAUAUGGAUCGGAAGAGAUGGGUUAAAUUCUCUGUUAGUUCUGAAUUGCCGGAGCUUCAGCAGCAGGAGAAUCGGGGAUUGGAAGAAUCUUUGAUUCAUUAA